This is a messenger RNA of Monosiga brevicollis MX1, 734 nucleotides long. RefSeq lists its product as uncharacterized. Bases 126 to 722 code for a protein of 198 amino acids. The record is from RefSeq and is a predicted model, not a curated record. Gene Ontology annotation, biological process: intermembrane lipid transfer; ceramide transport. Gene Ontology annotation, cellular component: cytoplasm; membrane; cytosol. NCBI's taxonomy places the organism in Eukaryota, Choanoflagellata, Craspedida, Salpingoecidae. Gene Ontology annotation, molecular function: ceramide 1-phosphate transfer activity; ceramide 1-phosphate binding. The transcript has 4 exons.
GCUGGAGUUGUGACGGCGCACUUGAGAGGAGGUCAGGUGCUCGGAGACGAAAGCCGACCACGACGAUCAGAGCGACUUGAAGCAGUUUUCAUUGUCACUGAUCAAGCAGCACACGACCAGUCAAGAUGUUCUUCGACCAGAUGAAUGCCCGUUUUGAGGAUGUGCCGACGGAUGGCGGCAUUGCCACUGAGCCGUUCCUCGACGCCUGUGCUGCCCUAGUUCCCAUCUUUGACGCCUUGGGCUCCACGGCAUUUGCGCCGAUCAAGUCAGACAUUAACGGCAACAUUAAGAAACUACGCGGCUGGCAUGAGAAGGAUCCGGCAGGCACUGCUACUCUUGAGGGCAUGGUCACCAAGGAGAUUGACGCCAAGACCACCACGGCGUCGGGCUCUGCUACUGAUGCUUUGCUGUGGCUCAAGCGAGCGCUCUCUUUUAUCUCUGUCUUUCUGCGUGAAUUGGUUGCCGGGGCUGAACCUGCCACUGCGGCUACGACAGCCUAUGGCGAGACCCUGCGCAAAUACCACAAUUUUCUUGUGCGCGGCAUUUUUUCUGUGGCCAUGCGCGCUUGUCCCACUCGCAAGAAACUCAUGGACACGUUGGCCGGCGAUUCGGGCGCGGAUGAUGCCGGCGUAGUAGAGCGCAUUCGCCAAUUCCAGACGUCGUUUGAUCCACAGCUCGCGCAGAUUGAUGCCUUUUACCAAAAGAAUGCCUUGGACAAUUAAGCUGAAUCAGUC